AUGCCCAACGGAUGCUGCGGAUGCGGCGGCGGCAAUAAUUACUCCGUGUGCUGCUACAGCAGCCCCCGCUGCUGCAAGACGCCCAUGUGCUGCAGCCCCAUGCAGUGCUGCACCCCCUGCUGCAUGCCCAUGCAGUCCUGCUGCAUGCCCAUGUCCUGCUGCUACACCAUCAGCAGCAACAACAACAGCGGCUGCUGCGGCGGCUGCUGCGGCAACUGAGCCCACCCGGCUGGCUCCCGGCUCGGAUUCGGACUUGGACGUGGAUAUGGAUGUGGAUUCCAUCCCAAAAUGCUUCUUCUGAGUGCUUGGACUCUCAAAACUUCUCUUCUUUGCUGCCUUUAGCCCCCAAGUGCUUUGCUGUGCCCUGAAGCCGCUGCCCGGCGAGUUUCUGGCGCUGCUCUUCCUUCCCCUCUCGGUGUGCGGGAUGCUCGAUGCUGCCGGUGUUUCCUUCUCCUUUCUCUUUCUUUAA
Poecile atricapillus (Black-capped chickadee) is the source of this 469-nucleotide messenger RNA. Its product is annotated as keratin-associated protein 9-1-like. NCBI's taxonomy places the organism in Eukaryota, Metazoa, Chordata, Aves, Passeriformes, Paridae. The transcript has a single exon. The record is from RefSeq and is a predicted model, not a curated record. Bases 1 to 219 code for a protein of 72 amino acids.